UUAUUUACGCCGGCCGACCCACUGUCGUCUCUUGUAAUUGUAAGUUUAUGAUUCAUUUAGAAGCCAAACAAUUGAAUAUAUACAUAUUAUUAUAUAUAAUAGAGGACAUGGCUUAAAGCCGAUAACUCUUUAAGAAAGAAAAAAAAACAUAUAUAAAAUAGAUAUCCGCAGAAUAUGCAGUAGCCCUUGUGUUGUAGGUUAUUCACUUAUUCGCGCAUACCAUAAGUAAAUUAAUUGCUUAUGCAAAUGUAAUAGUUUACAGAGGUGUACCUGAAUGAAAAAUCAAAGCUAUUUUUGAAUUUGAAUGAUUACACACAGUAUAUGUAUAAUAAAUAAAAUUUUAAAAAAUGAAUACAGAAUACAGUCUCACUUCAAGAAUAUACUGUAAUCAAGGUGCCAUCCGAUCAGUGAGAUUUAGUGAAGAUGGAGCUUAUUGUAUAACCAGUGGCUCCAACAAGAAAGUAAAAUUAUGGAAUCCAUACAAGAGUAUACUACUGAAAACCUAUGCAGGACACGGAAACGAAGUAAUGGAUGCCUGUUCAUCUUGCGAUCAGAGCCAAAUAGUAUCCUGUAGUGCUGAUAAAUCAGUUAUACUUUGGGAUGUUAUCGCUGGAACACCUGUACGCAGAUUGAGAUGUCAUACUGGAACAGUGAACACAGUUCGUUUCAAUGAAAUGUCGACAUUAGUAGUGUCAGGUUCACAAGAUAAUUCAGUAAUGCUGUGGGAUAUACGGGCAAGGACUCUUACUCCUAUACAAGUUUUACCUGAUGCAAAAGAUUCUAUAUCUUCCGUUAGGAUAUCAGAUCAUGAAAUAUUGACAGCAUCUUAUGAUGGUAAAGUGAGAAGAUACGAUAUUAGAGAAGGAAGGCUUGUUACAGAUUGUAUGGGAGAAGUUAUCACAUGUGCCAGUUUUACCAAAGAUAAUCGCUGCUUUUUAGUAAGUUGUGCUGAUGCUACAAUCAAGUUAAUUGAUAAAGAUACAGGUGAACUGCUGGGGGAAUAUGAGGGACUACGUAAAAGUGACUUUUGCCUGGAAUCUUGUGUUAAUCACGACGAUACUUUAGUACUAUCUGGUUCAAGUGAUGGACAAAUUUGGGCAUGGGAGUUAAUAUCUAGAAAAAUUGUGAUGCAUUUGUCUGAUGAGAAGUCUGGUGCACAUCCUAUCAUAUCUAUUGGAGUUCAUCCAAAUAGAAACAGUUUUUUGGCUGCUAAUGGACCUGACAUUUUACUGUUUGAGCAGUAAUCUUAUUUAUCAAACUAUGACUGUUGCAUAAUUUAUAAGGUGCAUCUGUAUAUUUUGAAUAUUCUUUUAUAAUAAAAACUAAAGAGUAGAUUUUUAA
Molecule: messenger RNA, 1341 nt
Organism: Nasonia vitripennis (jewel wasp)
Lineage: Eukaryota; Metazoa; Arthropoda; Insecta; Hymenoptera; Pteromalidae
Product: WD repeat domain-containing protein 83
Exons: 1
Coding region: 348-1244 (298 amino acids)
Biological process (GO): mRNA splicing, via spliceosome
Cellular component (GO): catalytic step 2 spliceosome
Molecular function (GO): protein binding
Source: RefSeq, a predicted model, not a curated record